CGCAGUGCGUCUGACGCAGUGUACUGCUUUAAUAUUAUUUUAUGUACUAAUUUCCUAUGUAGCGUCAGCGGCUUGCGGCGAUUUUGUUGAACGCAAAGCCGUGCGGCUAUACCCCUCGAAGAGCAGUAUAGACGCAGCCGUUAGUCAAGUCUAAAAAAAAACCUGUGCAGAUUGAAAACUGCUGUGGUGAUAUCAAAACGAAAAAUUUUAUUUAAAACGAAAAAUGUCCAUGGAAACAUUUACAGGUUGGGAAGAUGAAAAGUUGGUGGAAGUGGUUGCAAAGUUUCCGUGUAUUUAUGAUCUUUUAAAUCCGGCUCAUAAAGACCAAAUAAUAAUAGAUAAUGCCUGGAAGGAAAUAUCGCAAUUUGUAGGGAGAUCAGUAAAGGAUUGUAAAUACAGAUGGCGAAACAUCAAAGACACAUAUCAAAAAAGACUUAAAAAGGGAAAAGGAACUGGAUCGUCUGCAACGUCCAAAGGUAAGAAGUGGCCCUUAGCAGACAUGUUGACAUUUCUAAAUAAAGUGGAUCACAAACGAGAAAGCAUAUCAAACCUUCAAUGUGAUAACACAGUUAUUGAAGACGAUAACGCCAGCACUGGGGACGAAUGCUUAGAAACAGGUACAUGUAAUGCUGGAGAUGAUUCUUCAAUCGGUAAUCCGAUCGAACAUUCUCUCCAACCUUUGCUCAAACGGCCGAGAAAAAGAGACAAAAUUGUUGAGUUAAUGGAAGCAAGACGGAAUGAACGUGAACAAAUUAUUAAAACAUUAACUCAGAACAAAGAGCAUGAGAUUGACGUCUUCUUCAGAAGCAUUGCAAUGUCCGUUAAAAAGUUGAAACCGGAACUUAUUAAUGAAGCAAAAAUGCGAUCAUUACAGUUGAUUUUUGAAUUGGAACAACGCAAUGAAUACCUCAUAAAUUCUCAGAUACCUUCCACAUCAACUAUUUAUUCUUCAUCGACACCGACGCCGACGCUGUCAAGUUUGGGUGGAGAUUCAGUCGAUUACAAUUUAUUAUAAAAAAAGAAAACAGAAAUAAAUUUGUUCUAGCAACAAUAAUUUCAGACUAGUUGUAAAUACUGGUUGUAAAUAACGUAAAAGAGUCAUGCUAUGGUGCAUCUUGGCACCAUAGCAUCACUCUUUUGACGGAUUUCAGGCCGUUCCCAACCGGUCAAAAUACUUGUUAGAACAAAGAAAUAGUUGUAAUAAAGAGUGAUAUAUUAUUUUUGUAUACCUAUUUUGCACACUCUAUUUACUGGAAUAUUUUGUUAUUCCCGUUACUUUCCCUUUUUUAUUUAUUUUAAAAGAAAUAAUACAUAUCUUUUUUGUUAUAUCAACAGUGCAGUUUUAUUCUACAGUCAACAUACUUACCUUAGAGUUACGGCAAGUUUUUCGUCGGGAGUUAUAGGGUACAUAUAUUUGUUUGACGAAUUCUUUUUUAUAUCUUCUUUAAUUAAGUCCAAAACAUAAUUAAAUUGAAGAAUGUUUAGUCUAAAAAACGCCCGGAAUUUCUGAUCAUCUACCAACAGAUGCCGAUUUACAAGUGUUGUAAAGAAUCCUUCCUCGCGUCUUCUUUUAAAAAUGGGAUGUGUGCCCGUAUUUUUAGAGUCUGCUAAAUGUUGCAGAAGAAUUUCUUCGUCUUCAUUUUCUUCUAACAUUAAAUGUAACAACAAAUUUUGUUCAGACAUUGCAAACAACGUGUGCUUCGUUUCCGUUGAUCGCGCGCGACUGAACGCAUCAUAGAAAUUAACAACUAUGCGUCAAUCGCAAA
Molecule: messenger RNA, 1766 nt
Organism: Onthophagus taurus
Lineage: Eukaryota; Metazoa; Arthropoda; Insecta; Coleoptera; Scarabaeidae
Source: RefSeq, a predicted model, not a curated record